Molecule: messenger RNA, 810 nt
Organism: Loxodonta africana (African savanna elephant)
Lineage: Eukaryota; Metazoa; Chordata; Mammalia; Proboscidea; Elephantidae
Product: serine protease 38
Exons: 5
Coding region: 1-810 (269 amino acids)
Biological process (GO): proteolysis
Molecular function (GO): serine-type endopeptidase activity
Source: RefSeq, a predicted model, not a curated record
AUGGAGGGCAAGCACAGAAUGGGUGUCCCUGGUGUGAGCCCAUCAGGACCGCCGGGUUCCUGGCAGCGCAUGGCUGGUACCCUGCUUCUGCUGCUGCUGUUGCCUGCAGCCUGCAGCUGUGCCACAGAGACACAAGGCAAAAUCUUGGGGGGCCAGGACGCACCCCCGGGCAGGUGGCCCUGGCAAGUCAGCCUGCAGUACAAUGGCCACCACAUCUGUGGUGGUACCAUCCUCGACCAGCACUGGGUGCUCACCGCUGCCCACUGCUUCCCCAGGCAGGUGCUCACUGACGGCGACAUCGCUCUGCUGCAGCUGAGGACCCCAGUGCGGCUCUCUGCCUUUGUCCGCCCGGUCAGCGUCCCGCCCACCACCUUCCAGAUGCAGCCGCAGGCGGAGUGCUGGGUCACUGGCUGGGGCCAGGUGCACUACAAAGAGGCUCCAGUGAUGACCCUCCAGGAGGCCCAGGUGUUCAUCAUCAACAACACCUACUGCGAGCUGUACCUGGGCCUCCCCCACCCCACCCACAACACAACACUGUGUGCAGCCAACCUCAGGGACAGAGCCAUGGCCUGCAUGGGCGACUCCGGGGGCCCCCUGGUCUGUGAGGUGAAUGGCACCUGGCUGCAGCUGGGGGUUGUGAGCCGUGGCAGGGUGUGCCUGCCCACCGUGGCCCCCAGCGUGUAUACCCGCGUCUCCUACUAUUCUGCUUGGAUCGCCGAGAACAUCAGGGUUACCCAGGCUGCUGGGGCCUGGCCCUCGCCCCUGACCUUGCUGCUGCCUCUGCUUCUGAUACUCCUCACUACCCUGUGA